AUGCAACUUUUUACUAGCUGUUGUGGAAAAGGAUUUGAAGGGAAAAAGAAAGUGGAAACAGAGCCAUUUCGGAAGAUAUUCUCAUUGAAGGAGCUUCACUCAGCCACAAACAGUUUCAACUACGACAACAAACUCGGUGAAGGUCGCUUCGGCAGUGUCUAUUGGGGUCAGCUCUCUGAUGGUUCACAAGUUGCAGUCAAGAGACUCAAGGCAUGGAGCAACAAAGAAGAGAUAGACUUCGCUGUUGAAAUCGAGAUUCUUUCCCGUAUCCGUCACAAGAACUUGCUGAGUGUUCGUGGCUACUGUGCUGAAGGACAAGAACGUCUUCUUGUAUAUGACUACAUGUCUAACUUGAGCCUUUUCUCUAAUCUUCAUGGCCAGCAGUAUUCAGGAGAGUGCUCUCUAGAUUCCACCACUCGGAAAAAUAUUGCCAUAAGAUCUGCUCAGGCCCUUGCCUACCUACAUUAUCAUGCAACACCGCGUAUAGUCCAUGGAGAUGUCAGAGCUAGCAACGUGUUGCUAGACUCUGAGUUUGAACCUCGGGUUAUGGACUUUGGAUAUGGUAGACUGAUGCUAGAUGCUGGCGAUGACGAAGCUGCGAAAGCCAGAAGUAACAAUGGGUAUCUCUCACCAGAAUGUGUUGCAUCAGGUAAAGAAUCAGAAGCUGGAGAUGUGUAUAGUUUUGGUAUCUUAUUGCUGGUGUUGGUUAGUGGUAAGAGACCUAUUGAGAGGCUAAACGCAACAACAAAGCGUGGGAUAACCGAGUGGGUGUUACCACUUGUUUACGAGAGAAAGUUUCGUGAGAUUGUGGAUCAGAAGCUGAAAGAAGAGAAAGUGGAAGAGAAGCUGAAGAAGCUAGUCUUGGUUGGUGUAAUGUGUGUUCAGACAGAGGUGGAGAAGAGACCAACAAUGUCUCAAGUGGUGGAGAUGCUAAUGAUUGAAUCAAAGGAGAAACUGUCUGAACUUGAGGCCAAUCCUCUCUUCAAGAAUCCAUAUAGACAGGAGGAAGUUGCAGAUGUGAUCUCAGAAGAACAACAAUAGAGAUUUUUAGGGACAUAACAUUUAUUUUUACCAUCUUCUGUUCAUAUUGGUUUAGUUUCUGAGGUGUUGCUUAUUCUUUUUGUGUGUGUGUUUCUUCGUUUGUAACAUUGGUUUUGAUUUGAUUGGAGUUUGUAAGGUGUGACAUUGACAUAUAAAGAGAAAAGUUGUGAGAUAC
Eruca vesicaria subsp. sativa (arugula) is the source of this 1216-nucleotide messenger RNA. The record is from the annotation of a GenBank genome assembly. NCBI's taxonomy places the organism in Eukaryota, Viridiplantae, Streptophyta, Magnoliopsida, Brassicales, Brassicaceae.